AUGAAGCAUGUGGGUAAUACUCCUUCAAAACCCACGAAGCUAUACAGAGAGGAGAGGCAAAGACGCUGGGGAAAUGGGUUACUGAGAUAUGGGCUUUGGCUUGGUACUUUUGAUACAACAAAAGAAACUACUUUGGCUUACGACAAAGUUAUUUAUAAUAUUCAUGGUGACUUUGCUAGGCUUAAUUUUUCAAAUCUCAAACACCAUGAAUCAUGUAUUGGCAUUGGUGGUGAGUUUGGUGAGUAUAAUCCUCUUCCUUCUUUUGUAGAUGCUAAACUUCAAGAUAUUUGUGAAGGUUUAGCUGAGAUGCAGAAAGAGGGAAAGCCAGAGAAGUCUAAGAAAACACCAGCUGCUAAGUCGAAAACUGCCUCCAAGGUGGUGUCUCCACUGGAGAGGUACUUGUGGAGUCCGCAUGUGCCAUGCACAUGUUAUGGACAUGCUUUAGAUAAGAAUAUUUAUUUAUUUAGUAUUUUUAAUUCAAAAUUAUAUGAAAUGACUAAUGAACUUGACAGUGGGGUAGAUGAUGAAAAUUGUGAUGAUAGGCCUAGUGUAAUUAGAUAUAAUGAAGAAGAUGUUCUUAGUAAGGAUUUUACUUUCAAGGUUGGAAUUGAGUUUUCUUCAUUGAAACAGUUCAAGAAAUCCAUUUUAGAGAAUAAUGUCUUGAUUGGUAGGGAUGACUUUAAAGAAAAAAAUGGUCUUGUCACAUCUGAAAUAGGCCUACAUACACAAACAAAGGAACCUCUCACACAGGCUAACCAGAAUAACAAAGCCAACAAGUCACCAAAGGAAAGGGGGAGGUCUAAAGGUCUUGUGAAAGGUAAGGAGUCUCUGAAAAAGAAAAAGGGUUUGAAUAAAUGCUCUUCAUCUCAGAUGUGUGAGUUUGAGUUUCUACCACAAGUUGAUGAUAAUGACACUCGUAAUGUGGAACUACAUGCACAUGUUGAUGACAAUAAGACUCCUAAUAUGGAACCGCGAGCACAGGUUGAUGACAAUGUCACUCCAAAUUUGAACAAGUAUUAUAGGUUGGAUCUUGAUACUUUAAAAGCAUUGAUGAGUAAUAAAGACAUCCUUGACAUUCAACCUAUUAGCAUUGACAUAACACCUAUCAAACUACCAUCUACUGUCAAACAAAGUCCAACAAAGUCAGGUGGAGUUAAAACUUUCUUUGGUAAAAAACCAAAAGCUUCUAAUUCUAGUGCCUUCAAGCCACUAGGUGUUGUCAAGGUUUCUUCAGAAAAGCCAAGUAGCAGCGAUCCUGUGAGUAUCUUCACAUUUUGUGCUUUCAAACCACCUAUUCCCUACAUUUACUAA
Molecule: messenger RNA, 1311 nt
Organism: Vicia faba (fava bean)
Lineage: Eukaryota; Viridiplantae; Streptophyta; Magnoliopsida; Fabales; Fabaceae
Source: the annotation of a GenBank genome assembly